AUGCCGAAGUCGAAGCGUAACAGAGUUGUUACCUUAUCUAAGACGAAGAAGAAGGGUAAGGAGCACAAAGAAAACAUUGUCAACUCAAUAAGGGAAUGCGCGGAAAAGUAUAGUUCAGCGUACGUAUUUAGUUUCGAGAACAUGAGAAAUCUCAAGUUCAAGGAGUUCAGAGAUCAGCUCAAGUCUUCUAGCAGAUUUUUCCUGGGAUCGAACAAAGUCAUGCAGGUAGCACUAGGUCGGUCAGACUCUGAUGAGAUUCGUCCCGGCCUCCAUAAGAUUUCUAAGCUUGUACGCGGCGAUUCAGGUCUUUGCUUUACUAACUUAUCGAAGGAGGAGGUCCAAAGGUUGUUUAACGAGUAUGAAGAACAUGACUUUGCGAGGACUGGCACUACAGCAACUGAAAAGGUGGAGCUACAAGAAGGUCCUCUUGAUCAGUUCACACAUGAGAUGGAGCCAUUCUUGCGGAAACAAGGGAUGCCAGUGCGGUUGAACAGAGGUGUCGUGGAGCUCGUGUCUGACUUUGUUGUAUGUGAAGAAGGGAGGCCAUUGUCACCAGAGGCAGCUCGGAUACUGCGUCUGCUUGGUAAGAAGAUGGCUACUUUCCGGCUCCACUUAAUAUGCAGGUGGUCUCCUGAUGAGUUUGAAAUCUACAGAGAAGGAUUGGAAGAAUCAGAUAUUGAAUCCUCAUAG
Messenger RNA from Solanum tuberosum (potato), 690 nucleotides. RefSeq names its product mRNA turnover protein 4 homolog. Gene Ontology annotation, biological process: rRNA processing; ribosomal large subunit biogenesis; nuclear-transcribed mRNA catabolic process. Gene Ontology annotation, molecular function: RNA binding. The record is from RefSeq and is marked provisional. NCBI's taxonomy places the organism in Eukaryota, Viridiplantae, Streptophyta, Magnoliopsida, Solanales, Solanaceae. Gene Ontology annotation, cellular component: preribosome, large subunit precursor; nucleolus.